Messenger RNA from Amphibalanus amphitrite, 2504 nucleotides. RefSeq lists its product as uncharacterized. The record is from RefSeq and is a predicted model, not a curated record. Bases 220 to 2226 code for a protein of 668 amino acids. The transcript has 12 exons. Lineage: Eukaryota; Metazoa; Arthropoda; Thecostraca; Balanomorpha; Balanidae.
AUCCGGUGGGCGUAUCACUGACACCACGUGACCCCGACUAUAGGGAAGCUGUGUCUGGGACACGUGACUGCGGCCUCUGCACCCGCUGCUGCCCCAGCUGUGAGGCGUCCCGCCCAGGCCCGGGGCAGUGGUCAAGAGGAGCGGCUCGGCGCCGGUCCAGCCUGCAGGGUCUCGGGAUAUCCCGCCGCACACUGCAGCUACCAGAGUGUGCAGGCAGCAAUGAAGUCGCGCGCCGUGCUGCUCCUGCUGGCGACCGCCGCCAUCACACUGCCGGGAGCAGCCGAUGGCAAAGUAGCCGCCGUCGCCAAGGGUCUGAAAACAGCACUAGACAUUAUCGGAAAACUGGUGGGCAUUGGGAGCACGCUAUCCAGUCUGACCGGCGGCAACAAGCAUCAGGAGCUGCUACGACACUUCGACAACAUUUCUCGGGACCUCAAGUUCGACGUGAAUUUGGUGAUGACGGCGCUGCGAGACUUGGAGUCGGUCGGUCUCCGGGUCAGCUGGGAGCUCACCGUGGAGACGCUGGAAGAGCUGCUGAUGGACGUCAACAGCAACUACGACCGAUUCCUGUUGUAUCAGAGGAACGCCAGCACUGUGGAGAACUCGACGCUGCUGGAUUUUGCCAACAACGCGGUGUCCCACGCUCCUCGCUCGCUACAGACGACAAUGUACAGACUCCGGGACGUAGUACUGGAGACUCGCACACCCCUGUGGUCUAGCAAGGCAGCACCUUUCGUCACUAAAGGUGGCGGAUGGACCACCAUUAGAAAUGGCCGACAAAGGCGAUACACCAUCAAGCAGGGCCUCUUCAGGCAAUUUCAGUCUGUAGUAGAGGCGUCUCGUGGCACGGUGUGCCGAUUGGGGACGUCCCCUCAGCAGAUGGCCUACCACCUCUACCACAUGGUGACCACCGUACUCGCCAGAGACUACGUGAUGACCCAGUUUGCCUAUAUGCUGCUUCGACUCUUUGAUAAAGGCUCGUUUGUGGUCGAAGCACAGCAUUUCACCGACACCUACAAGGCCACCUCUGCCAAACUGGCGGAGGAGGUCAGCCUGGCGCUGCGGCACCUGGACUCGCCGUUCUGGCGCUGCGACCCUGCACCGCACCAGCGCGGCGCCACCUUCGAGGAGGUCACCGCGCUGCUCCAGGGCUACUUGGAGAACGAAAAGUAUCUAAACAGAAAGGCAGACUGGUCGCGGUGUUGGAUCUGCAACACAGUGUGCUCCGACUUCGACAUCACGAGUUCAAAGUGCACUGAUAGUUGCUCUUCAUCGUACAAGCUUUGCAAGAAACGGCCCUGCCGCGGUACACUGCACGACUGUCGCUAUGUCAUGUCGGCGGCCACGCUGUGCAACGCGGACCCCAACACGGGCCGACGGUACAACUGGAUCCAGGACUCGGACGGCCGCAUCUACGGACGGAAGGAGGACAGCGCACUGGGCAGCUGUAUCGACACAUCCGAGGUGUGGGACUUAUGGGGCUUGUUCGUGCACUGUUCAACAUGCUUCUGCCUGUGCGAUGAAGACACGGACUCGGCUCGCUACUUCAGCCUGCUGCCCGCAACGGCCGACGUCGCCCAGAACAAGAUCGUCACAGGGGUCAGGCUCGUCAAGCUGGACAACGUGUUCUACAUCCAGCUGGAGCAGGCUGAGGCCGCUGCGGAUGGGUACGUCAACUCGUCCACCACCCAGUGGCAGCCGAUCGCGCGGCGUAUCGACACCGACCGGGACGAGGAAGGUCGCGACUACGUGCGACUCUCCUACUCCCAGCGCAGUGUGCUGCUGCAGGAGUUGCGAGGACAGGAGAACCAGGUGCUCACCGGAGCGGCCUUCCACAUCGUCGGCGGCCAUCUGACCGUCCGCGCUCAGGUGACAAACAUCUCCGAGACGGGCGCGCUCGUGGCCUCCUCCAGCGGCUGGCUGGAUGGCCACCCUCCGGCCGUCGGCGUGUCCCGGCUCAAACUGCGCUCAGGACCCGUGCCGUCCACCCACUCGGCGGCGCCCAGCUGGCCCGACAGCCGGCCCGGCAUGCAGACUGUCCAAUUCGAGGCCAGCAACCUGGACGCGGACGCGGCGCAAUCGACGCUGCCGUUCCUGGACACUCAGCCGGUGGCGCCGCGGCCGGCCGGCUGGCUCUCGGGGCUCGGACUGUACCACAAGGGCGACACGGCCGGCGGCUACGGCGGCUACCUGGGCCUCAGCGUCCGAGGGCCGACAUUCGGGUGAUCGGUCCGGGAAGCGAACAACUGGGACUGUGUCACCGGCCGGCAGACUGGGUGCUAGAGACUGAGCUAGAGACUGAGCUAGAGCUUCGCGAAAAAAAAAACGAGCGUGCUGCCCGUAACGAGAGAAGCCGAUGAUACCCGAUUUUAAGGUUCCAGCGAUAUUCACCCAUGUUAGCCAAUAUUAACCGAUGUUUACCGAUGCUUGCUAAUACUGAAUGAUGGCAACCGAUGUUUGAGGAGAAACAAUGAUGUUAAAGGAAAUAUACCUAUCAUUUUUAA